Molecule: messenger RNA, 1720 nt
Organism: Aspergillus campestris IBT 28561
Lineage: Eukaryota; Fungi; Ascomycota; Eurotiomycetes; Eurotiales; Aspergillaceae
Exons: 1
Coding region: 70-1515 (481 amino acids)
Source: RefSeq, a predicted model, not a curated record
AUCUCCAGUGUGAGGGCUUUCUUCUCCACGGGCUGAACCUGGACAACUCUCCGUCACCAUCCAUCUAUUAUGUCACAGAAUCUUGAACCUCAGCUUUCCCAAGGCUCCCUUGCUCCUGCCGUGGAGAUCGCUGGGCCGGCAACACCAAGCCAUCGCCCUAGUCUCUCGGCGUCUCCAGAGCUGAGUGUCCGGGCGGAAAGCCACGGCUCAUACCUCGAAACGAACAAAUUCAACUCGCCGCCCUUGUUGACCUCAUCCGACAUGACUCCCCCGCCAUCCUCACAAGUUCCUGGGGCUCCCCCCAGGCGGUCAAGGUCCCAAUCGAGCUCAUACCUAGCAUCUCCACCGGAUAUCGAAAAGACUCUUUGUGUGGCAUAUGGUGCCUCCGAAAACCUCCCGAGCGCUGACGAUAUCGAUACCGCCGACGAAGCAAAACUCCGAACGAUAGCCAAAGAGCUCUUGGGGGUAGCCCAGGAAGCCCGUAUGUCAGCAUUGCAUUUUAAGCUGCAGAAUAGCCUGCUGUCGUUCACAAGUAAUGAAGCCAUCAAGCGCGCGGAGGUCGAACAUCAGCUAGCCCGGAGGGAGGUGGAAAUCCUUCAGAGCUCCGAGUACCGCAGUCGCCAUGUGGAGACGAAGCCAUUGGAGCAGCCAUCCAAUGCCGAGUUGGAAUUGGCUCUCAAACGUAAUCAAGAUCUCGAAAGAGCCAAUGUCACUCUUGACCGCAGACUGCGUCGAGCCAAGCGACUGAUCGAACAGGAGGGGGAGAAAACCGACCAGCUCGGGGAAGAGAACCGUCUUCUGAAAAAGCGUAUCAGGGACAACCGAGAGCAUUUUUCCUUGAUGAUUGAGCAGGGCUCGAUGUCACCCAACUCCCAUAGCGAGGCCCAAACCCCGCACAGGCGACCUGCGUCUCACUUUGUCGACACUGCCAGUCACCAUUUGACAAGGAGUGAGAACAACGACCCCUUUGCUGCCCUUCUUGCGGCAGGCCGAGUUCUCAACAGAGAGUCUGCAAGCGUCGCCUCCACUCCGGGCCACCAUCACACCGAGAGACAUCAUGGAGGUGGCCAUGUGCGUGGGACUCACUCCCUGUCAUCUCUGCCCAUGACACCGUCCCGCACUCGGGCGAGCCAGCGGGAAAGCCAGUAUCAUACCCCAGGCCUGGAUUCGCACGAUGAGCAGCGUGACAGGGACAGCACGAUAUCGGCGUCUGAUAUCGAAGAGGCUGAGACCGAAGAGGAUACCCCCGGGCAGACCGGCUCAAGGGUGGCUAGCGUAAUCCGCCAUAAUCCUCCACAAACUCACCGAGGGAUCCCGAGCGCUGUGGCCGCUCCAAGAUCCAGCACACUGCUUCAGACGAAACUGUUCGGGCAGGUGACCAAGGCCGGGGUCGAACGUCCCAUGAUCGGUCUCAAACGCAAAGCGAGUUUUGACGGUGCGACGUCGAAGAAAUCAAAAGCGGAUUCGAGAGUGGGUCUCGGUAUUGACACAUGGAAUCAGAACGGCCGAGCAUAAACCACAUAUCUUAUGCUCUCAUUCUUGUUUUCUUUGGGGAUCGUUAGUAGGCCUGGCGUCUACUACCGACUAUCUUUGUUUUCUGGGUAUUAGGACUGCUUGUUACGAAAUUGAUGAAUGACGACAUGUAAAGCUGCACUGGUAUUUUGACUUUCUAUAGUGUGUUAUCAUUUUUACUUGAUCUGCUUUUAGCGGAUGAAUCCAG